AUGAGCAGUGAUGAAGAAAUUGGUGAACUGAAAGUUGUAUACGACUUUAUUGCUCAGGCUAAAUUCAAAAAAGCUUUUGCUAGUGCGACGAAAGUGCUCGACCAGCGGUCACCCCCUUCACCGGAUGCCGAGGAGGAAGAUCCGCUACGGGAGCUGUUUCUGUUCGUCGUAACCAAGUAUGCGGACCAGCUGGAACAGGAGGGCAAAAUCGAACAAGUGUUUGAAAUCAUCGAGCAGGGUUUGGAAUACUUUCCGGAACACCCGGAGCUACUGAACGAGACGGGCGUGCGGCUGCAAAGAUAUGGCCGCUCGUUGGAGGCUUCCAUCUGCUUCGAACGUGUGCUGCUGCAGGAUUCUCGCUACCUGAAAGCCUACCAAAAUCUGCAGAACACCAAGUGCGAGCUUGUCGAAAGAUGGCAUUUCCGCAUGCUAAACGACGUUGUGCGCAAUGCAGCAUUUCGGGCCGCGAUCGAGCGCCAGAUCGCUGGAGGAUACAACGAAGUGCUCGACAUUGGCACCGGUACCGGUUUGCUGUCGAUGUACGCUUUGCGAUGCGAGGGCAUACGCAAGGCGGCAGCUUGUGAUGGAUCCGAAAUAAUGGUGCAAAUCGCACGGGAUGUGUUUGGCGCUAACGGGCUGAGCGAUCGGAUCUGUUUGUUUCAGAGCUUUUCGCAGGAUUUAAAAAUCGGCGAACGUUUCUCGCUUAUCAUUACGGAAACGCUUGAUUCCGGUGCGUUUGGCGAGGGAAUACUGGAAACGUUAAUCCACGCCAAAAAGCAUCUACUGCUGCCGGAAGGCAAAAUCAUUCCGGCGAAGGUAACGCUGCAUGCCUCCGGCUAUCAAUCGCGCGCCUUAACCGCAAGCAAUAUUUUAAUCAACGAAGCAUUCAUAGACGAUUUCGCAUUGCCUAGCAACUGUUUGCUUUCUAAAGAAGGUACGAAGUGCUACGAUGCAGAGGAUGUAGGCCGCAUCCAGGCGAACGAUGAUUUUGAGUUCGUGACCGAUACCGUCGUAUCGUUGGAGGUUGAUUUCAACGAUCUCGACUCGUUGAUGCGCUAUCAUGAUGGUACGGAGGCGGGCGAGGUAGAGCUGACCUGUCUGGAUGAUGGUCUCCUGCUGGACGGUUUUGUCGUAUGGUUCGACCUACAGCUCGACGAAACGCAAGCCAUUAGUACGGACCCUACCACCAGCACGUGCUGGAACCAGGCCAUCUUUCGACUGAACCAGCGCCUGCCGGUUGCGAAGGAUCAACGGUUGAAGCUAUCGAUGUCUUGCAAGGACGGUGCACUCUCUAUUGCCCACAACUUGUACUCAGUCGACAAUCAAAUAAGUGUGGACGAACAUGUACUCGAGUUUCUAAAUGACAACGAGUACUACAGCAGCCUAAUCGAGGCUACCGAAGGGCUGGACGACAUGGAAAAAGUACUCGACCUGUCGCUUUUCCCCUACGCAGGGCUGAAACUGCUCAAAGAGGGCAAAGCGCGGAUGUUGUUCUGCCUCGAUCAGACCGAGGAUUUGAUUGAGUUUAUUGCAAAUCAAAACGAUAUUCCCAUGGGUAGUAUUAUGUUGGUGAACUCACUCCAAGAGAUAUUUCUGCUAAACGACUAUACGCUGGAUUUAAUUAUUCUGCAACCGGUUGAUGUGUUCGGUCAGAUCAACAGUGAGCACUUUUGCCUUUAUCAAUCGUUGCUGGCCAAGUUAAAACCCAUCGGAACAGUGAUACCGUCAUCGCUCGAGCUGCACGGUAGCUUGAUCGAGUCGGACUGGAUCGUGAAGUGUAGUCGGGUAGAAAACCCGGAACUGGAACAAUUUCAAAUCGACAAGUAUCUAGCUUCACUGGAAACCGAGAAUCAUCUAGAUCUGGGCCCGUUUUCCUACCGCAAUCUUUCCAACAAUGUCAAGCUUGCAGAUAUACCGUUCGAUGGAAAGCUACACGAAACUGCGCUGGAAUUGGCCCUUUGCGAACCAACCGUACCAAAACGUGUACACGCCAUACUGUAUCACUAUAAAAUUGGAUUCACUCCAGAGCGUCCAAUGCUAGGAACGGAUCGGGUUCAGUCUUUUGCUAAGCGAUCUGCAUUCAUCAUUCCAAAGUCUACAUUCCAUGGAACGUCGUGUGACGAGCCAGGCGCAUCUGAAGAAGCGCAUCAGAUCGAGCAGCUCCACAUUACCGUACUACAGAACCAUGGAGUUAUUAAAUGUGAUAUUGCUUCCGUUCGAGAGUAAUACAAUCGAUGGUCAAGCAAACCGAUAUGCAAUAUACCAAGCACAAUGCUUAAUAAUUCGUAGCCACGUGAACAACCAAUAACCUCUAAUAAGACCCACCACUAUAACAAAACCACAACUAAACCCAUGAUGGUACCGCCACAGUAGCCACAGAAUUACACUGCUAAGAUUGAUUUUAUCCUAGUAACAUAGCAUUAGCGACGCAGUAUUAGCGACCACGAGUAGCAUCAACACCUUUUGCAUUCCCGAUCAAGCUAAUGCAUUGUAAUCAUUCGAUGCUAAAUUCUAAUAACUUAGUGAGAGCAAUCAAUGUAGUGAGUUGUAGUUGAAGGUAGUUGAAUAGAAGAGCAAAACAUAAUGAAAAUUUCAUCGCAUCACACCCACCCUAUGGGAGGAUUAGAAGUAGCGAGGAUUUUUAGAUGAUAGCAUGCAGUAGCACUACGGUACGGUUAAAAAACAACGGGAAAACGCAAAAGCAAUACAUACACUCAAGUAGACCAAUAUUACCAUUUUAUCAGCACAGUGAAGGAUAUUGAAAACAAAUUGUGAUUGGAUGUUUGCAAAUCCACAUAUCAGCAUUACCUUUGAUGCGAUACUGUGUCCCAAUGUGCAAUUGCUGUAUCUCCAAUUAAAUGUACUUCUUUCAUCAGCAAAAUAAAACAGGACCAUUCCAAUGAAUGAAAUGUAA
This is a messenger RNA of Anopheles gambiae (African malaria mosquito), 2914 nucleotides long. Its product is annotated as protein arginine N-methyltransferase 9. The transcript has 2 exons. Gene Ontology annotation, molecular function: protein binding; protein-arginine omega-N monomethyltransferase activity. Bases 1 to 2226 code for a protein of 741 amino acids. NCBI's taxonomy places the organism in Eukaryota, Metazoa, Arthropoda, Insecta, Diptera, Culicidae. The record is from RefSeq and is a predicted model, not a curated record. Gene Ontology annotation, biological process: peptidyl-arginine methylation.